Molecule: messenger RNA, 3758 nt
Organism: Oncorhynchus masou masou (cherry salmon)
Lineage: Eukaryota; Metazoa; Chordata; Actinopteri; Salmoniformes; Salmonidae
Product: mitogen-activated protein kinase 11-like
Exons: 12
Coding region: 225-1220 (331 amino acids)
Biological process (GO): protein phosphorylation; intracellular signal transduction
Cellular component (GO): cytoplasm; nucleus
Molecular function (GO): MAP kinase activity; ATP binding
Source: RefSeq, a predicted model, not a curated record
GGCUUUAAACACCUUAAGCUUCGCAUGUACAUUAGUUGAUUCAGUCUGCCCCAUACGAUUCCCGCACCGAAAGGAAACAACAAGGAGUUAUCGCGUGCAACCACGCGCUACGGAAGAUCCUCUGAAUCGUGACAGUUCUCAAUAGGAUUUCUAUAAGGCUUUUUGGGCUACUGAUAACAGGGACAGCACUUCGGCGGGAUCUGCACUGAACAACUUAAGGAUGCAUGACACAUCUGUAUAGCCAUGGCUCAGCAUAUGACGUGCGGCUACGACAGAAGGUGGCGGUGAAGAAGCUGUCUCGGCCUUUCCAGUCCCUUAUCCACAGUAGGCGCUCGUACCGCGAGCUCCGGCUACUCAAGCACAUGAAACAUGAGAACGUAAUAGGACUACUGGAUGUAUUCUCUCCUGCUGCAUCGCUAGAGGACUUCCAUGAAGUCUACCUGGUAACCAACUUGAUGGGGGCAGACCUGAACAACAUAGUCAAAUUCCAGCGUCUCUCUGAUGAGCAUGUGCAGUUUCUUAUUUACCAGCUGCUCAGGGGCCUCAAGUACAUCCAUUCAGCAGGACUGAUCCACAGAGACCUGAAACCAAGUAACGUGGCAGUGAAUGAGGACUGCGAGCUGAGGAUCCUCGACUUUGGAUUGGCCAGACAGACGGAUGAUGAGAUGACGGGGUACGUGGCGACUCGCUGGUAUCGAGCGCCAGAGAUCAUGCUUAACUGGAUGCACUACAAUCAGACAGUGGAUAUCUGGUCAGUGGGAUGCAUCAUGGGAGAGCUGCUGAAGGGGAAGGUCCUGUUUCCCGGCAACGACUAUAUCGACCAGCUAAAGAGGAUUAUGGAGGUGGUGGGCACCCCGACCCCUGACAUUCUACAGAAGAUCUCCUCUGAACAUGCUCAGAAAUAUAUCCAGUCUCUACCCUUCAUGCCCCAGCAGGACUUAGAGAAGAUAUUCAGAGAAGCCAACCCAAUGGCUGUGGAUCUACUGAAGCGCAUGCUAGUUCUGGACUGUGACGGGCGUGUCUCGGCCAGUGAGGCUCUCUCCCAUCCUUAUUUCUCCCAGUACCACGACCCGGACGACGAACCAGAGGCCCUGCCCUACGACCAGACGCUGGAGAGCAAGGACCGCACGCUAGAGGAGUGGAAAGAGCUGGUGUUCGAGGAGAUGAAUGGAAUCAAAGCGCCUGUCAGCGAAACGAGCAGUCUACAGGUGGAACAGUGAAAGACAAACCCUGCCUCCUUCUGCUCGGUCUGUCCCGUCAGCUGAGGAAGGCCCACCGUCUUGUCUCCGUCUGUCUGCCGGCAUUGGGGAGGGGGGAGGAUCCGAAAGAAAGAGAGACUGUGGGCCAAUCAGAGACAACGCUGUGUCCCCUAAAGGCAUGAUACCCCUCCCCUUGCUCACUGUGACUGGCUAUUUGACUGCCUGUCAUGAGUUUUGUAAAAGGGGAGCAGGGAGAGGGGAGGUCUGGUUGAACUGAUAGGGAUGAGAAUACGCACAUUACGAUGAUUACAGGGAGCAUGUUUUGAUAGGUAUAUGUUUACAGUCUGUUGAAGAGAGGUAGGAGAGAGAGGCAGAGAGAGAAAGUAGCACUAGGGUUUUCAAACCUACCCAAGGGUCCAACUGAUAAAUAGGCAUUGGCUACAGGUCACUGGAAAUCUUUGUCAUAAAGACAUUUUAUAAGCACUCAUAAUGGAUGUCAGUUUAAGUCUGCUUAUAACACCUGUUAUGUCAUGGUAAUGACAGAGGGUUCUAGUGAAUUGUUGUCAAGAAUUUCACGCAUUUCGCUGUCUCAGGCGCCUCUCCAGAAUCUCCCGUAAGUGUUCAGUUGGGUUUAGAUCUGGUGACUGAGACGGCCAAGGCAUAUGGUUUACAUCGUUUUCAUACACAUCAAACCAUUCAGUGACCAUUUGUGCCCUGUCGAUGGGGGCAUUGUUAUCCUAUGGGGGCAUAGCCAUGGUGGCCAAAAUAAUGGCCAGCCCAGAAUUUUAUACAUGACCCUAAAUGUCACGUUCGUUUAGAGAUGGAUUAGACCAAGGUGCAGCGUGGUAGGUGUAAAUCUUUCUUUAAUUGAUGACACCGAAAAAACAGCAAAUACAAAAACGAAACACACAGUUCUAUAGGGCUGGAAAGCAAUAGUACAAAAACAAGAUCCCACAAAACUCAGGUGGAAAACAGGCUGCCUAAGUAUGAUCCCCAAUCAGAGACAACGAUAGACAGCUGCCUCUGAUUGGGAACCAUACCCGACCAACAAAGAAAUAGAACACAUAGAUUGCCCACCCUAGUCACACCCUGACCUAACCAAAAUAGAGAAUAAAAAGGAUCUCUAAGGUCAGGGCGUGACACUAAACAUGUUGGGAUUUUAACGAAUUAACUCAGAAACCACACCUGUGUGGAAGCACCUGCUUUCAAUAAGAUUUGUAUCUCUUAUUAACUCAAGACUUUCCAUUAUUUUGGCAGUUACCUGUAUGUAGGCUAUGCAUUUCUUUCUGGUAUCACCCAUUUCAGAUUCCACUGGCUCUAGUCCAACAGGUUUUACUAGUCGCUGGCUCUGUAGAGAAACCCAAACCUAUAGCUGAAGUUUACAUCUGAACAUUCAGCAGAUACCAUUACCCACAGUGAAUCCCACAGAUACCAUUACCCACAGUGACUCCCAGAUGCAUGCAGUUUAAAUUGGAUUUACAGGUCUGAAUGUUGUAGUUUCAGAGGUCUAAUAUUCAGCAUGUUUUAAAUGGGCGUACAAAGGUGAACGAAUUACAGGGGAAUAAAAUAAUUACAUUUUCCUGGAAUUGCAACAUAUACUAGCCCAAGAACUACAACAACAAUCAUAUACACAAUGCCUCAAUUACAGUAGAGAUAAUCUGAAAUACUCUUUCUCGGUUGAUGUUUGACUAUUUACGGUCCUGUAUGUGUCAUGUACAAUUGUUGAUAUUGGAAACUUGUUGGAUUUAAAUAGAACCGCAAAAAAGAUGAAUGUAUACAAAACUGUAUGUUUAAAAAAAUAUAUAUUUUCAUUCUAUGGUGGCAUGAAUUUGAACUGUACAAUUUCUGCCGUAUGCAUUUCCAAUCAAUAACCAAAUGUCAACUCUGUGUCAUAAUGCCAUGACAACUCAUGACAGUUGAUGUCAACCAACUCAACUCUAUUACAACAGUUAUAACACCAUUAUUCAGCAUGAACAAGUAAACAUUUGGUUACACAUAUUCAGAAUAAAUCAAAUCGAUCUAUUCCCUGUCUUGGUAACGUCAUGAAUGCGUGCAUCAAUCCAGUCUUGUUUUCUCCCAAAAAUAAGUCUAUUGUUGUAUGGAGAAACUCCUUUAUGUUUCCAAGUAUCACACAGCAGCCUAUCAGCCGGGAUGCAGCACUAUGUCAGUGGUGAGAAUCUGUCAUGGGCAUAGCAUGUUGUGGCAUUACGAAAGACCACUUUACCCCAGAGUUACGGCCUACUCAUUCCUCCUCCACAUGGCCAAAGUUCCAUCAAUACUCCCAGCCCACACACACAGUAGCUUUCCAGUGCUUUCUGGGUUCCAAGUCUAAGUAUACAUGGCGCCUGUUGUGUGUGUGUGUUUGUGUGUGUGUCAAUUUGCCUUCAAGUUCCAUUCUUGCAUGUUUCCAACAAACAUGCCUGCAGGCAUCGAACUAUGUCAUAAUCUCUCAGCCACAGAACAGAAACAGUAUUAUGAGAGACCACCCUUCUGAUCAUCAUGACGACGCAUGUAUCCUCUUCUUCCUCUUGUCAUCAAUAAAAGCUCAAUUCAUCACCA